AUGCUAAAAGGAAUACUGUCCAUCGUCUCUGGUUGUCUGCCUAAGUUCUUAGGCAAACCGGAACGAGACGCCACUUACAUUCCUUUAAUGGAUAUAUUACGAAGAAAAUUUCCUGAUGAGAAGAAGAGAGACUCUGUGAAGAUAAUGGUUCCUGGCUCUGGACUUGGACGAUUAGCAUUUGAUCUUGCGGAAGAAGGAUUUAUUGUAGAAGGAAACGAAUACAGCAUGAUUAUGUUGAUGACGUCUUCUUUUUUGCUAAAUGGUUGUUUGAAGGAAAAUGAAUAUUUCAUAUAUCCGUACACCCUUGAUAAAAGCAAUUGCUGGUCAUAUGCCGACCAAACAAGACCGAUAUACUUUCCUGACACUGGAAAAUCGGAAAGGGAAGUGAGUGUACUUGUUAUUCACCUAUUCGCAAUACAAAUCAUACCGUUUUCAUUAAGACACAUUCGACACUUCGUAUAUAGCGUUCCUUUUUUUUUGCAGAAACCACUGAACAUGUCUAUGAUCGCUGGAGAUUUCCUGGAAGUGACAAAAUCCAGGAAUGAAACCUUUGAUUGCGUGGUAACGGCGUGGUUUAUAGAUACAGCAAAGAAUAUUAUAGAUUAUAUAGAAACCAUCUAUCGACUUCUCAAGCCAGGAGGCUCAUGGUUGAAUGUUGGUCCUCUUACUUAUCACUAUGAGGAUAUGCCUGACGAGAUGUCAAUUGAACUGCCCUACGAGGAAGUGAUGCGAAUCAUACGAUUGACGGGUUUCGAAGUUGUGAAAGAAGAGAGAAUUGCUAGUUACUAUACUAAAAAUCGGCUGUCGAUGUUAAAGAAUCAGUACACGUGCGCUUUUUUUGAAGUUAUCAAACCUUCUUUAUCCGAUGCUAAAUUGGAUGCAGCUUCUGAACAA
Messenger RNA from Strongylus vulgaris, 894 nucleotides. The record is from the annotation of a GenBank genome assembly. NCBI's taxonomy places the organism in Eukaryota, Metazoa, Nematoda, Chromadorea, Rhabditida, Strongylidae.